AACACGGCGGCCGCAUUCGCUCCGAACGUCAACCGCUCGAAGACCACUGUGCCACUGUGCCACCGCGCGAGUGCGUGCUACACCGUGUUCCGUUAUCAAAGCGAAGAGUACAGAACAGUCGGGAUUCCCUCGGUCUCUCUUCGGACCGCGCCCCUACAUCGCCGUCGUCCGCGCCAGGUCGUUCCAUUCUCGUUUUCGUGCUGUUCGAGUCGCUGAAGGAUCGUCGGGGUCCCCGUCCAUCGCCGGUGCGCGCCGGGAACACGACGCCGCGAGAACGCGGCCGCGCAGCUGCGCGUGCGACCGGGGUACGCGCGCUCGCGCGUGCGUGAGAGCGCGUGCCUCUGUGUUUGCGUGUGUAUGUGGAUGUGUGCGCAUGUGUCGCGUGCGCGCGCGCGCGCGCUGGAGUGAGUGAUUCGAGAUCGUCGGGCGCUCGCGUCCGUGUAUGCGAGCGGGACCGCGUGCGGGCGGUUCCCACACGACGUCGUCCGUGCAACAAGUGUCAGGAGACGACGGCGGCGGCGGCGGCGGCGGCGUUUGUAGCGUUUGUAGUCGUUAAAACACUGUGCGGUGCCACGGAAUACGCUACGUGCAUGGUGGAUCGGCGCGCCAGACAGGAUCGCACGAUCGGCGACGGAAUCGCGGCGCCUACGGCCUACGGAGUUAUCGUCGCUGUCAGCACCGUCACGGCGACGUGCUUGAGAAGAAGAGACCGUCACCGGUGAGGGCGCGGGGAUGGGCUGCGCCGUGAGCACCACCGGCGAGAAGGAGGCCGCCGAGCGGUCCAAGAAGAUCGACAAGGACCUCCGCGCUGAUGGCGAGCGCGCCGCCGGCGAGGUCAAGCUCCUGUUGCUCGGUGCUGGGGAGUCGGGCAAGUCCACGAUAGUGAAGCAAAUGAAAAUUAUUCACGAGACUGGCUACAGUAAAGAGGAAUGCGAGCAAUACACCCCAGUGGUAUACAGCAACACAAUACAAAGUCUAAUGACGAUAAUCAGGGCCAUGGGGGAUCUUAGAAUCGACUUUGCUGAACCUAGUAAAGCGGAUAUGGCGCGGCAAUUUUUCACCCUAGCAUCGGCGGCGGAGGAGGGCGAGCUGACUGGGGAACUAGUGCUAUUAAUGAAGCGAUUAUGGCAGGACCCGGGGCUGCAGCUCUGUUUCGCGCGUAGCAGGGAAUACCAGCUCAACGAUUCGGCAGCGUACUACCUUAACGCACUUGACCGCAUAACGCAACAUAAUUACAUCCCGACGCAGCAGGAUGUUCUGCGAACGCGCGUCAAAACCACCGGAAUCGUGGAGACACAUUUCUCUUUCAAGGGCCUACACUUCAAAAUGUUCGACGUUGGCGGCCAGCGGUCCGAGAGAAAGAAGUGGAUACAUUGUUUCGAGGGUGUUACUGCAAUCAUUUUUUGCGUCGCUCUGAGUGGCUAUGACCUGGUGUUGGCGGAAGAUGAGGAGAUGAAUCGGAUGAUAGAAUCGAUGAAACUGUUCGACUCGAUUUGUAAUAGCAAGUGGUUUGUCGAAACAUCGAUCAUAUUGUUCCUGAAUAAAAAAGACCUGUUCGAAGAGAAGAUCACCAGGAGCCCGCUCACCAUCUGCUUUCCGGAGUACAAAGGGUCCAAUACUUACGAGGAGUGUGCUUCUUACAUCCAGAUGAAGUUCGAAAAUUUGAACAAAAGAAAAGAUCAGAAGCAGAUCUAUACGCACUUCACGUGCGCUACAGACACGUCUAAUAUACAGUUUGUGUUCGAUGCCGUGACCGACGUAAUAAUCAAGAACAACUUGAGUAAUUGCGGAUUAUUGAGUUAAACAUUCCAAUACUCGAUCAGGAAACGAAAGAAUGUAUCUUAACUCACGUUGACAAUUCGUUGAUCUUCACGUAUAUACGUAAGAAAUGACGAAGAGACUGAUCGAAAGUUCUAAGAGAGGCGUAUCCGUAAACACGACUACAUUAUGCGAGGAUUUUAUUUACAGAUACACAUUAGGCUCUUGAAAUAUUUUAUCACGGUAUCAUGUAAUUUUUUACUCGAUCCUACAGUUUGCAAUGAAAUAUCUUUUGUAAAAAAUUCUGCGUAAAAGUAUCUGGAGAUUUUUAGUACGAAUGUUAUUCCUUAACUUAUUGAUUUUAUGUGUUCGGCGAUUAGUUUAACGAAAUUGAUUGUCGAAUUUGAUUUUCAAAUCAUGAACAAAAUAUUCAAAGAUAUUCGGGAGUCGAAUAUCAGGCUGAAGCAUUUUACGUUAUCAUCAAGGUUCUUUUACGCACUGUUUUAUAAAUGUGCAGUAAUUAUUUUUGGAAAAUUAAUUUACAGAUAUUUAUAUUGUGAUCUAAUUAAACAAUCAUAUUCAAUGAAUAUAAAAAGAAAUUCUCAACAAGAAUUGACACCAAAUUUUCUGUACAAAUUAGUUAACUCUAUUAUAUCUAAUGUUGAUUAGAUAUAAUAGAGUUUAGCAUUUAACAUUACUCAAACGCUAAAACAAGAACUUUAUUUCACAUUCAACUACUAAACCUAGAUGAUGAAAUUGCUAUCUAAGAUAUUACUUAUGUUAAUCUAUAGCGAAUGACCGCUUGAUACAUAACUGACUGAAAUUUUAUUACACAAUUGAUCAUGGCCACACCUAUUCAAAUGAGAGGACAGUGGUUACAGUUAUUUGGACCCAGUAAAUCACAUCUAAGUAGCUCAUUAAUAAUGCAUUGAAAGAGACUCGCAAAGCACUUUGUAUGUGCGUUUUAGCAUUUGAAAAACGACCUUCUAUUAGAUAUUAUAAAGUCAAUUAAUUCGAACAAGAAAAUCCAGUGCUAGUUCUUAUUGGCAAUUUCUUUUUAUAUUCAUUGAAUGUUUCAUAUAGCUUUUGAUCGAAUUAUUAAUUUUAAAUAAUUAUAGCUUUAAAAGGAUUUUAAUUCCUUAGUGUUUAUUUCUUCUUACGUUAAUACAUUUUUUUUUAAAGAGAUGACAAUAUUUGCUUCUAGCCAGUGCGCAGAAGAAAAAAGGAAAAAAUUUGGUGAUAAUGUUGAAUAUUUUGUUUACUUAUUCCCGAUUAAGAAGAUCAGAAAUGUUUGUUUCCGCUAAAUGUAUUUAACUGUACUAACCAAGAACUAGAUAGUUAUAAUAUUAAUUUAGUGAUAUCUUCUUGUAUAUAAUUUAUUACGCUAAAAGUGAUUACGAACUAAGUGAAAAUACGUCAUAUCUACUUGCAUUAUAAUGAUAAAUAGAAAUUUAACAGACAUCGAACACAGCUCUCUGUGCUUCUUUUUUUACAGUAUAUAUUUAUCAAUUUGAGAAGAAAAUUUUUAUACAAGUUUCUCUUUUAUAUAUAUUAUAUAUAUUAAGUAAUAAAAUCGCGAGGAAUGUCGUUCUCAUUCCCCGCUUCGCCAAACGUAACGACAAAGUUAGUAUUAAUACACAAGACACAAAUCGAAAUCAAAUCUCUUUAUACAGCUUAGAUCAAUAAAUGAAAUCUUCUUUUUUUUUAAA
Solenopsis invicta (red fire ant) is the source of this 3467-nucleotide messenger RNA. It is a transcript of the gene Galphai, whose product is annotated as guanine nucleotide-binding protein G(i) subunit alpha. The record is from RefSeq and is a predicted model, not a curated record. Gene Ontology annotation, cellular component: heterotrimeric G-protein complex. The transcript is spliced from 4 exons. Lineage: Eukaryota; Metazoa; Arthropoda; Insecta; Hymenoptera; Formicidae. Gene Ontology annotation, biological process: adenylate cyclase-modulating G protein-coupled receptor signaling pathway. The coding region runs from base 733 to 1803 and encodes 356 amino acids. Gene Ontology annotation, molecular function: GTPase activity; GTP binding; G-protein beta/gamma-subunit complex binding.